GUAAAUUACUUUGUGACAUCCGAGACGGAGGAGCUCUCAUGGCGUUUUCUCCCUCGUCUUCUCCAUUUCUCAGAACCUUCACUCUCUCCCCUUCUCUCCGCCCCUUUUCCCGUCAGAGUUCCUCCUUCCUACCUCGCGCGCUCAGCGAAUGGCGGGAAUACGAUGAUGCUUUGAAGAGAAAGGAUCUCUCCGGAGCUCUCCGGUUUCUCAAGUCCAUCGACAAUGGCGACGAAACCGACGUGCUUGAUCCUGUCGUAGAACGUACGCUAUCGGAGCAAUCGGCUCGGCUUGGGGGAUUGGCAGCUCUGGAAUUGGAGAGGGACUGGCAAGUCUUGGAUGCGUGUUUGAAUGCCGAUGAUAUGAGGCUCGUCGGCAGCGCAUUUAGGUUCCUCAGGGACAGAGGGUUACUCGCGAAUUUUGGCAAAUUCAGCAGUAUUGUCUUGGAAGGAACCAGAGAGGUUACGCCUGCUGUGCUGAAGUCUGCAACUGGUUUAGAAGUGACCAAGCUUGCCCCAAAGAAGUGGGGUCUUUCUGGUGGCUCGAGCCUAGUUCUGGCUGCUUUUCUUGGUGGAGUGUCCUAUCUUCUUUCUCAGGGAAUUGAUCUGAGGCCUAACCUUGCGGCCAUUUUAGGUCUAGCUUUUAUGGAUUCCAUUUUACUUGGAGGUACCUGUUUAGCGCAAAUAUCAAGCUACUGGCCUCCACAUAAGCGUAGAAUCAUAGUUCACGAAGCAGGUCAUCUUCUUGUAGCAUACCUCUUGGGCUGCCCAAUCCGUGGUGUGAUAUUGGAUCCUUUUGUUGCCAUGCAAAUGGGGAUUCAGGGGCAGGCUGGAACCCAGUUCUGGGAUCAAAAGAUGGAGAGUGAGAUUGCUGUGGGAAGACUUAGCGGUAGCUCUUUUGAUCGGUACAGCAUGGUUCUUUUUGCUGGUAUCGCAGCAGAGGCGCUUGUUUACGGUGAGGCCGAGGGUGGAGAGAAUGACGAGAAUCUGUUCAGGAGCAUCUCUGUCCUUCUGCAACCACCGUUGUCCGUGGCUCAGAUGUCAAAUCAAGCGAGGUGGUCUGUUCUGCAAUCUUAUAAUCUGCUGAAAUGGCACAAGAAGGCUCACAGGGCGGCUGUUGAAGCUCUCCAAGAAGGGAGUCCUCUUAGCAUUGUGAUGAGAAGGAUUGAGGAAGCCAUGUCUUUAGGCGGAUGACUGGAGCAGGAAAUACACAUAAUAAAACAAACCAUAUGGACAUGGGUAAAAGGUGCUGCCUUUCAGGGACAGUAAUAACAUCUGAGCUGCGUAUCAAAGCUUUUCAUUAAAGGCUCUUCAGUAAUAACAUUUGAAUGCAAGAUUCUUGUGUCUUAAUGUAUGAAUUAUUCCGUAUCCAGAAACAUUCAUUCAACACUGAA
Molecule: messenger RNA, 1390 nt
Organism: Tarenaya hassleriana
Lineage: Eukaryota; Viridiplantae; Streptophyta; Magnoliopsida; Brassicales; Cleomaceae
Exons: 7
Coding region: 39-1190 (383 amino acids)
Biological process (GO): proteolysis
Molecular function (GO): ATP-dependent peptidase activity; ATP binding; metalloendopeptidase activity
Source: RefSeq, a predicted model, not a curated record